This is a messenger RNA of Polychytrium aggregatum, 921 nucleotides long. RefSeq names its product P-loop containing nucleoside triphosphate hydrolase protein. The transcript is spliced from 6 exons. NCBI's taxonomy places the organism in Eukaryota, Fungi, Chytridiomycota, Chytridiomycetes, Polychytriales. Gene Ontology annotation, molecular function: ATP binding; ATP hydrolysis activity. Bases 244 to 921 code for a protein of 225 amino acids. The record is from RefSeq and is a predicted model, not a curated record.
GUACAGGCCAUGUUUGCAGGACAGACAAACGAGUCAUGCCGAGACGCUGUGGGACACUAGACUGUUUGCAUCGAUUGAAGUUAUGGGAUGGAUGGCACAGAUGCAGUCAAUUCUAUCCCGACAUUGCAACGCCGAUGUGAAUAUGUCCGUGAUAGCACUGUCGGUCUGUGCAUCGAUCGAUGACAAUGCUAAUCCCAAUGUCAAUGCCGUUGUCUGGACAUUCUCGAUACCAAUGUCUGGGCCAUGGUCGAUGACUUUCGAGCCCUUGGAAUCCGGCCAUCCAAAGGAGUGCUGCUGUACGGCCCUCCUGGCACCGGAAAGACAAUGCUGGCCAAGGCAGUCUCCUCUGAGGCCCACGCCCAGUUCCUGCCUGUUUCGAUAUCAUCGCUGAUAAAAGGCGAGGUCGGAGAGUCCGAGAAGGCCAUUGCAGCGCUUUUCCAGACGGCACGACGAUGUCAGCCCUGCGUCAUCUUCAUCGAUGAGGUGGAGUGCCUGUUUAGCGACCGCGAUAACUCUGGAGAUCUGAAUCAGAAGAUCUUUUCUCAGCUACUCUUUGAAAUCGACUCGCUUGAAUGGCCCCACGACAAGAUCGUUGUCAUGGUUGCGACGAACCAUCCACAAAGAAUGGAUCCGGCUCUGCUGCGGCCCGGCCGCAUCGACCGGCUGAUUGCCGUCGGAUUGCCGGAUGAUGCAGAGCGAUUCGACAUUCUGAGAACGGUGACACGGUCGCUGUCUCUAUCGCCCCAAGCCGAUUUGAAGUCCAUGGCUCUGCAGACGAAGGGGUUUUCAGGCGCCGACAUCCAAGACAUGGUCCGACGGGCAGUGCUCGUUUCGUUCCAUCGUCAAUCGGACCAGGACAAGGAUGACCUUCAGGCGGCGUUGGACGAAAUGAGGCGGCAGGACCAAACCAGCGACUCCUAG